UCUGAGUUGGGGUGUGGUUUUUUCAGGCAUAUAGGAGAAUUGAUCCUCACCCCACAAAAGAAUUCAUUUGUGUACACUUAUGAGUACCAACACAGAAAUUUUAAACAGGACAAUGUAUGGGAAAUUAUCCAAUUCAACCAAUGCGACUGAUCCUCACCUAAUCAUCCAGACCAAUGCUCCUUAUAUAGGGAGCACCCAGAGACCGGUCAGCUCUUCUACUUUUUACAUGUCCACAGCCAGGGUAUUAAAAGAAGGUGAGAUAAAUAAGCCAGAUCUGGUGACUUACAUUGUUCUCUUUUUCUUCCUGCUCCUGGCUGUGAUAAUAAUUGUACUUUUUAUUAACUGCCAGCUGAAAAAUUCUUUUUUUGCCGCACUACCUUAUGACAGAUCACUACGAGAAGCAAGGAGCCCCUGGAAGACACAGGCUGUGUAAACCUCAGAGUGAGAAAGAAAAUGCCUGGUAUAAGCUUUGGUAUGAUGCAUCAGGGUAUUAUGAACACUCAUACUUGUAUAAUAAUAAUCAUGCUGUUUCUCUUUGUGACUGGUUGGAUUCAACCAUGUAUAAAUAACAUGCUGCCU
Heteronotia binoei (common prickly gecko) is the source of this 579-nucleotide messenger RNA. It is a transcript of the gene SMIM32, whose product is annotated as small integral membrane protein 32. Lineage: Eukaryota; Metazoa; Chordata; Lepidosauria; Squamata; Gekkonidae. The record is from RefSeq and is a predicted model, not a curated record. Bases 80 to 433 code for a protein of 117 amino acids. The transcript has a single exon.